AUGCUGGGAAUCGCGGAGGACGGUGGACGGUUUUUCUGGAGAGUAAUGGCAUGCGGGGGACGGAACAGAGAUAGCAAGAGGCAAGUGAUCUUGUUUUUUCUGUGCGUUUGCGUGUGUCAGAGCGCGACAGAAACCCUCCGCUAUUUUCUGCUGGAGGAAAUGGAGAGAGACUCCUUUGUCACCAAUAUUGCAAAGGACCUGGGGGUUUCUCCGAGUCAUCUCGUGGCUCGCAAGGCCCGCGUUGUGUCUGACGGGAACGAGCAGCUUUUCCGCCUUAAUCAAAACACCGGAGUCCUGACGGCAAAGAAUUCGCUGGACCGAGAGAAGAUCUGUCCGCAGAGCGACAGCUGCACGCUCGUGUUUAAGAUAUUCCUUGAAAAUCCAUUGCAACUGGUCCGAGGGGAGGUGGAGGUUCGUGACGUGAACGACAACUCCCCCGUGUUCCCGGAGAAGGAGAUGGUUUUAGAGAUUCUGGAAACGGCAUCUCCUGGGUCUCGUUUCCCUCUGGAAAGCGCCCAAGACCAGGACGUGGGCAGUAACGGUUUGCAGAACUACAGCCUCGGAUCAAAUUCACAUUUCUCCCUCUCUCUGGAAACAGGGAAAAAUGGAAAGAAAUAUGCGGAGCUCGUCCUACAGCGCCAGCUGGACCGCGAAGAGCAGCGAGAGAUGAAUUUACUUAUUACAGCAACCGACGGGGGCUCACCACCUAGGUCGGGGACGGCUCAGGUCCGGAUCGUAGUGUUGGAUGCCAAUGACAACACCCCUGUCUUUGGUCAGGAAGUCUACGAGGUGCGCCUAACUGAGAACAGCCCCCCGGAGCAGCUGGUGGUCAGAGUGACGGCCACGGAUCCCGACGAAGGGUCCUCCGGGAAAGUGUGGUACGCCUUUACCCAGACACCGGAGCGGUCCCGGCAGCUCUUCGAGCUGAACCCCACCACCGGGGAGAUACGGGUGGCGGGCAACCUGGAUUUCGAGGAAGAGAAAACCCACGAGAUGGUGGUGAAAGCCACUGACGGUGGGGGGCUGUCGGCGCAUUGCAAAGUGCAGGUGGAGGUCCUGGACGUGAAUGACAACGCUCCGGAGAUAGCACUCACUUCCCUCAUAGCCUCCAUCCCCGAGGCUGCCCCGCCCCGCACCGUGGUAGCCCUGUUCAGUGUGCGAGACCGGGACUCCGGGGAUAACGGCAGGACAGAGUGCUCGAUCGAAGGGGACUUGCCUUUCAGUCUCACUCCGACUUUUGAUAAUUACUACGAACUGAGAACGAACGCGCCCCUGGACAGGGAGAGGACGGCGGAAUACAACAUCACCGUCACAGCCAUGGACUGGGGCACCACGCGGCUCAGCUCCCGGAAAAACCUCUUUGUGCAGAUAUCGGACGUGAACGACAAUUUCCCAGAAUUCACCCAGGAGGUUUACACCAUGUCGGUCACGGAGAACAAUAGCCCCAUGCUCCGGAUAGGCAGCGUGAACGCCACAGACGCAGACGCGGGAAACAACGCCCACAUAAACUACGCGCUGGUGCGGCAGGAGGGGAAGGAGCAGCCCGUCGUGUCGGUCAACUCUGAAAACGGGGAUGUUUAUAUUCUCCGCCCGAUGGACUACGAGGAAGUGCGU
Nestor notabilis (Kea) is the source of this 1614-nucleotide messenger RNA. RefSeq names its product protocadherin beta-15-like. Lineage: Eukaryota; Metazoa; Chordata; Aves; Psittaciformes; Psittacidae. Gene Ontology annotation, biological process: homophilic cell-cell adhesion. The record is from RefSeq and is a predicted model, not a curated record. The transcript has a single exon. The annotation marks the transcript as partial. Gene Ontology annotation, cellular component: plasma membrane. Gene Ontology annotation, molecular function: calcium ion binding.